UAACUUUGAACAGCCGGAGCUACGGAGCUCGUGUGGUCUCACAGUCAACACCGCAUGUUGCUGAUCUUCUAAUGUUUCGAUUAUAAUUUUCGAACGGAAUUGACAGCUAUCACAUCACCCAGCAUGACAAAUUUUCGGAAGUCCGCUCAGCUAGCUGGACGCCCAAUAUCAGUAUUUUUCGACCUUCAUCGAAGAAAUUUAUACAGCAUAACUGGCCAAUGGGAAAAUUUAACUAUGGACGUUCGCAAAAAAAUUGAAUCAACUUGGAAGCCAAGAGUUCAGGCUGCUGCUAGUGUAAAAAACAGCAACCCUCGUGACAAAAUGUAUUGUUUGUCUAUGUUUCCUUAUCCCUCUGGCAAUUUGCACAUGGGCCACGCUAGAGUAUACGCGAUAUCAGACAGUAUCGCUCAUUUCUACAGAAUGAACGAUAAACACGUCAUUCAUCCAAUGGGUUGGGACUCAUUUGGUCUUCCUGCCGAAAAUGCUGCUAGAUUGCAUGAGAUUGAUCCUCACCACUGGACUAAAAUGAACGUGGAAAAAAUGCGGCAGCAACUGGAUAAUUUGGGCUGUUCGUUUGAUUGGGACAGAGAACUGUCCACCUGUGAGCCUGACUACUAUAAAGGCACUCAAGUCAUAUUUCUUGAGCUCUUCAAAAACGGUUUUGUCUAUCAAGCCAAGUCCCUAGUCAACUGGGAUCCGGUCGACCAAACUGUGCUUGCCGAUGAACAAGUGGACAAAGAGGGACGGUCCUGGCGGUCUGGUGCCAAAGUUGAGAAAAGAGAACUAAUGCAGUGGUUCAUUCAAACAACAAAAUUUGCAAAGAGCCUUUUGGAUGGAUUGGACAGCCCGCAAUUAGAAGAAUGGAGAGACAUAAUUAAGCUGCAGAGGCACUGGAUCGGCAAAUGUGAUGGCUACUUUUUAAAUGUCCAAACUCAAUGUGGCCAAACACUUAAGGCGUGGACUCGGUCACCCGAAGACAGGGGAAUAUUUGUGGCUGUGAAGCAAUCACACCCGAUUUGUGGAAAUAGGCUGCUUACUAAGGAGUUUUUCACAGAUGCGUCUGUUGUCCACCCUUUGCACAAUACUAUACUUCCUGUUAUUGUACUAGACAAAGAAGAGCUAAGCAGUGAUGACAGUGCUUACAUAGGCGUUUCAUCUAGCCAGGAAGAUUUAGACAUUGCUUCUUCACUUUCAAUACAUUUCCCUGAAGCUUCAAACAUGACGAGGGAAGAGGCUGCAAAGAUUAUCAAAGAGAAGGGUCUUGGCGAAGGAAAUUUAGUCAGCCAUCAUUUACGAGACUGGUUGGUGUCUCGCCAGCGGAGAUGGGGCACUCCGAUUCCAAUAGUUCACUGCAUCUCUUGCGGCCCACAACCUGUGCCUGCAGAACAGCUCCCUAUAAUUGUACCUUCAGCAGAUGAGGACAUCAAUAAAUGGAAGCAAACUUCCUGCCCAAAAUGUGGCAGCCACGCAGAACGAGAGACAGACACAAUGGACACAUUUGUUGAUUCAUCUUGGUAUUUUUUGCGUUUUCUUGAUCCAAAAAAUCAGCAGCGCCCCUUUGACCCCUCCGUUACAAACUCACUUAUGCCUGUUGACCUUUAUAUCGGUGGCAAGGAGCAUGCCACUCUGCACCUGUAUUACGCGAGGUUUAUGGGACAUUUCCUCCACUCAAUCGGAUGGCUGAAACAUCCAGAGCCUUUUAGCAGAUUGUUAGUGCAGGGAAUGGUGAUGGGUAAGAGUUACCGCCUAAAGAACAGUGGCAAAUACCUGCAGCCUAAAGAAGUGGACACUUCAGGCAAGCAGCCUGUGGAGCUUGGCACUGGAGCACCCAUUAUUGAAACUUGGGAGAAGAUGUCCAAGUCUAAAUUCAAUGGUGUCAACCCUGAGGAGGUAUUGGAGGAGCUAGGGUGUGAUGCCACCCGCCUUGUCAUUUUGGCAGAUGUUGCUCCAACAUCGCACAGAAAGUGGUCUGAAGACACCUACCCUAGCAUUCUUAACUGGCAAAAGAAGCUUUGGCUCACUGUAUUUGAAUUUUUAAAUGAAAGGAAAAAUGAAACUAUAGAAAUCUCUGAUGAUAUUUCUGCAACACUUGUGAAAGAGGAGGAGCGGCUCUGGGACAAAAGAAAUUACUUUCUCUCUGGCAUCACCUUCAACUAUAGAAAGUCGCAGCAGCUCAGCGUAGCAGUGAGCAAGAUGAAAGGAUUGACAAAUGAACUGAGGAGAACACCCAAAGGGCUCAAAGGUUUGUCGGUCCAGUUUGAGCGGGCCCUUGCACUGCAGCUUGUUGCGCUGGCCCCAAUGGCACCGCAUUUUGCCUCUGAACUCUGGGCUUGUGUUGCAUCUGCCGCGCCAAUGAAGACUAAUGAAUUUGACUGGAGCAAGCCAGUGCUGGAGCAAAGGUGGCCCCAGUUGGAUGCAGAGUAUGAACUAAGUUUAAAUAUUCUGCUCAAUGAGCGAGAAAUUGAAUCAGUUAAAUUGAGCCAAGAUGAAUUCCGAGCUAUGCGGCCUAAUGAUGCCCUGCAGUUGGCAAUGAGAAAUGUCAGAUUCGUCAAUAUGCUGGGCAAAUGGAAGGUGACCGAUAUUUUGCUUGAGAGAAUGGAGAACUAUCAGAUGAAUGCCUUCAUUACAUCAGUGCGAACUGAGAACAGUGGUCCUCAACCAGAAGCUCAAAGACUUGGCAAGAAAACCAGGAAGCCAAAAGGCAUCAACCAAAAGGACAUAGUUGAAUAAUAAAAAUGGUUACGUUCACAAGU
Molecule: messenger RNA, 2753 nt
Organism: Cloeon dipterum
Lineage: Eukaryota; Metazoa; Arthropoda; Insecta; Ephemeroptera; Baetidae
Gene: LeuRS-m
Product: Leucyl-tRNA synthetase, mitochondrial
Exons: 15
Coding region: 124-2730 (868 amino acids)
Biological process (GO): mitochondrial translation; leucyl-tRNA aminoacylation
Cellular component (GO): mitochondrion
Molecular function (GO): leucine-tRNA ligase activity; ATP binding
Source: RefSeq, a predicted model, not a curated record